CCACCGCCCGUCGCCAUGGUAACCGGAGGGCGCCGCAGCGCCUCCCGUUGCCGCGGCAACGCGACCAGGCCUUCCGGUGCCCGCCGGAAGCGGGGCGUCGCCGCGCCCGCCGUGCAGCAUGGCGGCGGGGGGGGCGCGCCCGCCGGCCGCCGCCGCCCUCACGCUGCUGCUCUCGCUCGCCGCCUCGGCGCCGGGGCUGCUGUGGGGGGCGCCCGCCGCCUCGCUGCGCCCCGCCGCCCUGCGCGCGGGGGAAGGUUAGUUACCUACAUCUUUGUCUAUGAAGACCUGAUAUCGUUGGCCUGCGGUGCUGUUAUCAUCUGGUAUUUUGCUGGCAGCUUUGAGAAGAACGUGGGCACUGUGAAGCACUGCUUCUUCACCGUUGUGUUCGCUGUCCUCACAGCUCUCUUGUACCUCUUACUCGAGACUGUUGUCUCGAGGAUGGGAGAGGUGGAAGACGCCAAAGGAUUCAUGCCGGUAGCUUUUGCUACGCUGGGCGUGUCCACCACCCGCUCACGGAUGAAAAGGGCUCUGGUCUGGGGGGUUAGAAUCCCGGUGGUGCUGGUGCCGUGGUUUAUGCUCUGCAUGGCCUGGUUUAUCCCCCACUCCUCUUUCCUGAGUAACCUGUGCGGGCUGUUAGCUGGGGAAGCCUAUGGUCUUGGAUACUGUUUCUGUUUGGAUAUUCCAGAGUCAGCGGUCUCUAAGGUGGAUCGGAUGUUUCCUUUCAGUCUGCUGAGGAGAAUACCAGGGCUGAAAUAUAUUCCAGGGUCCUUAGCAGAGAGAAGAGCCUCUGAAAGCAGCAAGAUUAACCCUGUGCCAGGCUCCUACCCCACCCAGAGCUACUACUGCUCUUCGCCUCCGGCUCUCCCUGCUUUCCAGAUGCAGCACCCCAGCAUCCAGAGCCAGGGAUUUCAGCCGAGUUGUGCUCUGGGAUACGGCCAUGCUCUGACACGUGAGGGAUCUCAGGCUCCAGGAUACGGCCUCACUUCUUCCCUCUACCAAACCAGAGGUGCCUUCGGAGACUACUACAUCCAGACCCAUGCUGGAGCCUUGCCAGGACAGUGCUGCCGGCUGGCUGAGUCCUCUCCCCACCGGCAUCUUUCUGAGCCGCAGACACCUGCGGGCGUGGAGCACCAGGCUGGGCUUCAGCAGGCAUCAGGGUAUCCGACAGCCGCCGCGUUGCCGGUGCCAGCUGAGCUCUCGAAAGUCCAGGUGUACUAAUGCUCCAGAAAGCCGCAGGACUCUUGUGCCAUGGCAGGACCAUUGUGUGUGAUACUCUGUCAUCAGCGCAUUGCUGACGUCUUUGCUGUACCUGGGGUGACUAGCUAAACUGGCUGAUAGGCCUGAUGUAGGCCAUUCCCCCUCUCCCUAGCACAGGCUACUUUAUUUAUAGUUUCUUUAUAAUUCUGAUACUUUUUAGUAUUGCUGGGGAACUGUAUCACCUCUUGGCACUUCUCACUCUCUUGGAGUCUCUUCUUAUCCCUGCCUUUAGUAACCGUCUUUUCCACUCAGGCACUAGAGCUACAGAGCAUCUGUUCCCUGGCUCAAAGUAGAAGCUAAGAGUCAAAACACUGGACUAAUUUGGGGCUGAACCAGGCCAUGGGGAUUAGGACAUGUUCUGUCUACACACAGGUUCUUACCCUUCUAUCUCGCUUGCAGGUGUGAUUUAACUAGGACCCAAGAGAGGCUGAAAUCAUGUAGCCUUAGUUUGUAACUUAGUACUUGAGUGGAGUGGGACUUCUCUCUUCUGCUAGUGACUUUUCCACUAAGAGUAUGCCCUGAAGGGGGCUUGUGAAGCCAUGGCUGGAGGAAGGGGAUAAAGGACACCAUUUUCUGCUCCCCAAAACCCAUCUCUAAGUGCUGACAGUCUGUUCUUAGCUACAGUCUGUGCAUGUGCAGACAUGUUGCCUUCAUUAUCUCUAAUAGCACUCAAGGAACCUCAGAUACAUGCAAAGUAAUGGAAGACCCUUUAAUAAGGGAUUUAGGGCAUUUGUGGAGCAAAUCAUAUUUCAGAUAUACAUAAAUCCAAGGAGACAGAAGGGACCUUAAACACAGGUUAGAAGAAUUAACUGGAAUGUAGCUAUUCCAGUAGGGGUGGUGCAGUGUUCACACUACCCUGCUUUGCGUAUCUCACCCACCAGUGUUAGCACAAUCUCCGACUGUUUUCUUUAGAGCUGGUGAAAACAAAAGCAGGUGGGAGAUGGGAGUUUCCAGAGGGACUGAGAACAGGAUGCAGCAUCUGGUGCCUGUGGUAGUAGUGGAGGAGUUUGGUUGAGUUGCUGGGACUUGGAGGGCCAGAGCUUUACUUUCAGCUGUGUCGUUGUCUCACCGUGCCAUGCCCAGGAGGAAUCUGCCAUCUCUGUUUCUGUAAAGCAGGUAGAAUCUGAACUAUUGCCAUUGAUUUACUGCUUAGAGGUUUGUUUUGCCCCUCCCCCCCCCCCCCCAAGUGCUUCGUGAACCACAAAGUGCCAUUACUGCUUUUGGAAAUGUUCUUGCAGUGUCUAACCUGUCACCCCAUGGACUGCGACAGCGUCUGUGCUGUUCCAUGCUGUCUUUGGGGCUAGGGGAAGAGCCAGGGUUGGGAGGCAGUGUCAGCACUGGUGGCUGCAUGCUCUGAAUUAUGUACAUGCCUCUUUUCUCCCCACUUUUCCACUUCGGUGCCUGAAGAAGCUGCAUGUUGCUGUACAGCAGCUUCUCCAGCAGCUCUUCUGAGAUGGCUGCUGCAGUAACAUGGCCUCGCAGGGGCUUUCUCUGGGGGAAGACCAAAGUGAGGGCUGAGGACUUGGCCCUCAGAUUUGUGUUAGUAAGAAGCUCUGCUCGCAAAGACGGAGGCUGCUGGGCAGGGGCUUUCUGGAGGAGGAUGCUGUGAUCCAGGAACCAGCUCGUAGGACUUCUGGAAUUGGUGGCCAGCUUUAUCUCAUCCCUGAUUGCUUCACCUCAGUGCGUGGGAUCACAAAUGGACUUGGUGUCAUGGCUCUGACUUUCGUGAACUGCUGACAGCAGUUGCCUUGUGGUGUGUUUAGUAUGGAGUGGGAACAGGAUAAGAGGAUUGCCUGGAACUUUAAAGGAUGUUUUUAAUACCAGGAAAGAAAUGCUAGUGAUAAUCAUUGAAAUGUUGAUUAGUGCCUUUAUAUUCCUCCUUGUGAGAUCCUUGUCUGUAAACCAAUGAAUUUUACCACUGCUGUUUCGAGAAGCACGCGGAGAAUAGAGCAGGGUGAUGAGGACGCGUAGCAGUUGCGGCUGUUGUGUACCUUCAAAUCGUAAGCUUGAAAUACAGCCUGGAAGACAAACGA
Dromaius novaehollandiae (emu) is the source of this 3290-nucleotide messenger RNA. RefSeq names its product rhomboid domain containing 2 (gene RHBDD2). Gene Ontology annotation, cellular component: membrane. The record is from RefSeq and is a predicted model, not a curated record. Bases 16 to 1218 code for a protein of 400 amino acids. Lineage: Eukaryota; Metazoa; Chordata; Aves; Casuariiformes; Dromaiidae. Gene Ontology annotation, molecular function: serine-type endopeptidase activity. The transcript has 4 exons.